Molecule: messenger RNA, 3082 nt
Organism: Silurus meridionalis
Lineage: Eukaryota; Metazoa; Chordata; Actinopteri; Siluriformes; Siluridae
Gene: arg2
Product: arginase 2
Exons: 7
Coding region: 1682-2644 (320 amino acids)
Cellular component (GO): cytoplasm; mitochondrion
Molecular function (GO): arginase activity; manganese ion binding
Source: RefSeq, a predicted model, not a curated record
GUGGUACAUGAUGAAAAUUGUGCCACUGUUUAAAUAAAAUGGUAUAUGUACGAUUAAUGAUACUUUAUUGUUCUGAACUACUGUAUAUAUAAACAUUUAAAAAAAUUAAGAUGCACUACAUGCACAUUUAGGAAAAAAAAAAGAAAAUUAAAGUAAAAAGUAUAAAAGCUAAAAUCCUCCAACUAAAGGUCAAUAGUUAAAAACCUUGAAUACCCAUAUUUACAUACACUGAUCCAGAGUCUAUUUUACAUUUCUGUUCAUUUGCAGCAUGCAAUUGUUUCGAAGCUUUUAAACACAGAAGUGAUGUUCCAGUCUUGUCUAUUCCUGUCAGGGUGCAAUUAGAAAAUCAGCGGCAUACAAAACCCCUCACCGACCCAGCUGCACACACUGCCAGUCAUCCAUUAGCUUUUGCAAUCAGAAUAUUAGUGGUCAGAGCUACUCAUCAGAAGAUUGGAGUUUCAAGCCCCAUCACUGCCAAGUUACAACUGUUGGGCCCUUUAGCAAGGCCCUCAACCCUUUCUUUCAUAGACAUGCUGUACCAUGGCUAAUCUUGCACUUCCAACCCAAUUUAUUACAUAAGAUGGGAUAUGUCACACUACUUAGUAUAAAUAUAUGGGGCAAAUAACACUUCUUUUCUAAUUUGGUGUAGUCACAGCCAAGAAAGUGCCUUAGAGAGUUAUGCCAUGAAAGACAGGUCAAUCCAUUAAUGUUUUCCCUAAACACUGUGUGUUCCAGCCACUGAAUAAGCCUUUAUUUUAGCUAAGUAAUUACCAUUCUGGCUAGAUUUAAUCAUGAAAACUACACGUUUGGUAUCCAAUUCACGUCAUAUCUUUAAUUACGGUUCAGACCACACAAACUGGUUUCAUGUUUAUGGUAAAACACCACUUAAUUUCUGGCUCAAUGAUACUUUGGCAGUAACCAAUUCAACACGUGGAAUGUGCAAGUCACCAUGGUCUCUGUCUGAGCAGGUACUUAGUCAGCUGGGAAGUGAAUAAACAUUGCGUGUUGCCUGUAAUCCAAUAGCACAGGCUAUCUUAAGGGUGAGCUGCUUUUUCCAUGGCGGUGCAAUCUGCUUUAGACCUCGAUUUAAAGUAACAGGCUUAUUGAAAUGAAAUCUUUGUUAUUACACAAUUCUGAGACUUUUUUUUACAUGAUGCAACAUAAGAUUAUUUUUAUUAGAUUAUCCAAUUAGUAUCAAAUGCAUAGCACGUCAACUGGGGGUGUCAGAAAUGUAUUUUAAUGAGAUGAAGCAUCAUAAUCAUGGUGAACCUACAAACCCAUUUGAAUGCAGUGACUAGUGAUUUUUUUUUCUGAGAAUAUCUAAAUGUCUUCACUCAUAUUUGGAUUCGGAGCUGGAACUCAUUAAGCAGAAUUAAAAAACUAACAAGAAUGUAAAAAAAUAAAAAACGUUGCACAUUUUAAUGCAUUGACCAGGGCUCUGGCAUUCGAGUCUAUUCCUGUCCAGAUGUAAAAGGAACAUGGGUGUGAGGGGUGUGUGUCAGUUUGGAUUGGAUGAGUAAUACGAGACCGGCACCCUAACCCAUCUAACCUAUCAAACCCCCACCCCGAACAUUAAUCCAUCACCUUGUUGUUUACCCUGUAUCUGUUCCACUUGUUAGGAUAUGGCCAGCGGGUAGCUUUGCUUCCACGUGAACCCUUAGAGCAACUUGAGUGGUGCAUUAUGGGAAAAUGUGGUGGGUGGAAAAUGCAUAGGCAGGCAGGCAGCCCCCCCAAAAAAAGAUCAAGCUUGAAUAACAGUUCUCUGGAUGCCAAUGAGAAGGAAUAUGUGCUUGGUCAGAGGUGGCGUACAUUGGAAGAAAAUGCUGUGACUGAUUUUGGAGACCUGAGUUUCAAGCACCUGGAGGAGGAUGACCGGUUCAUGAACGUUCCCUUCCCACGUACGGUGGGAUAUGCCAAUCAGAUUUUGUCAGAAACCGUGAGCAGAGCCGUAGGGGCGGGGCAUACGACUGUCAUGCUAGGAGGAGAUCACAGCUUGGCCAUCGGCUCGGUUGCAGGUCACGCCCAGCAGCGUCCGGAUCUUUGUCUGAUCUGGGUCGACGCCCAUGCGGACAUUAACACACCGAUGACUUCACCAUCCGGAAACCUCCACGGCCAGCCGGUCGCAUUCAUGCUCAAAGAGCUGCAGGACAAGAUGCCAGUGGUUCCUGGGUUCUCCUGGAUGACACCAUUUCUCAAAGCCAGAGAUCUGGUUUACAUCGGCCUUAGAGACGUUGACCCUGGCGAACAUGUUAUUCUGAAGAACCUGGGCAUCCAGUGCUUCACCAUGCGGGAUAUCGACAGAAUGGGCAUGCAAAGGGUUAUGGAAGUGACGCUGGAUCAUCUGAUAGCAAGGAAACAGCGUCCCAUCCACCUGAGCUUCGACAUUGAUGCAUUUGACCCCAGUCUUGCUCCAGCUACAGGAACUCCCGUUAAUGGAGGACUGACUUAUAGAGAAGGAAUCUACAUUACAGAGGAGAUCCAUAACACAGGUUUGCUUUCUGCAAUGGACCUGGUGGAGGUAAAUCCAACCCUGGGUGCAAGCUCUGAGGCGGUGGAGGCCACCGCCGGUCUUGCUGUGGACGUCAUCGCAUCAUCUCUGGGUCAGACCCGUGAGCUACAAGACACUGAACAACUCGGCCUGUAGAGCCACGACGACACAAACACAGACCCAGACCCAGGAGUGAAAUGCAAACCUGCUUAGCAUUCCACCAUUUGAACAAAAAAAGAUGCACAAACCAGAAACUUUGAGUGUGAGAAAAUACAAGAGGAGAAAAGAGAGGGAUUGUGCCCCCCCUCACAAAUAAAACGCACAGACGUAUUCUACGUGACUGAGCCAUCAAGGACUAAAGGCGUAUCAAUACUAGAUAUUCUAAUAUUUUGAUUGAAUGGACUGUUUACUGAAUUUAUGCAAAGAUUGAUUGAUUAUUUUUAAUAACCUACCUGCUGAAUAUCUUUGAAACAAUGCUGUACCUUUGUGUUAUUGUCUCUUCGAAAUGUCGACAUGACAUUUAACAUUUAAAAUGUCUGUUUUUAAGUGUUUUUUCUUUCGUCUCAACAAAAUAAAUAAAAAUUUAAUUUCCUA